AACGGCGCUCACCUAUCUGGUGCUAAAGUGAUGUCACAGGUGCAGGUAUAAAGGCUACGGGGCGAAGCACAGUUUGUACUUUGGAAGAGUUAUGCUGUUGUUGUGGUAGGAAAUAAUAAAAAAUAUAAUAAAAGCAGGGAAGAACCUCCACAAACUUUAAAUGGAAAAUACCAGGUUUACAACAAUACGCCCAGGUGUGUGCCGCAGUGACUCCUUGGACCAGGUGCGAUGAGCCUCAGCGUCGGUCAUCUGCAGAAAACGAAGCCGGUCGUAGAUUUCCUUCUGUUUGGUCUGCAGGCCCCCUGCCCCGCCCUGUAGCUGCCCCGCCCCGCCCUCUAGGUGCCACGCGCUCUACCUCUCCCCGCCCUGUAGCUGUCCCACCCUGUACCUGUCCUGCCCCACCCUGUAGCUACCCCGCCCUGUACCCAUCUCUAGACCUUAACCUUCUUUGUUUUGACGAGUGAGCACAUGCUUGUCUGCUUGACACCAGCCACACUGCCCCACCCCAAAUCUCCACCCCCCGGUGAUGCAAUGGACUCUGGCCACGCCCGGCAGGAGGGUCCCGCUCACCCGGCAGCGGGCCCGGAGCAGCAGGACCCCGCCGAAUUCCAGCUGCAGGUGGACUUCUUCCGGAAGCUUGGCUACUCCCAGCGGGAGGUCCGGACGGUCCUGCAGAAGCUGGGCCUGAACUCCGACACCAACGCCGUCCUGGGGGAGCUCAUCCGUAACCAGGCCGACGCCGAGAGGGAACCCGCCGCCCCCCCCGCCGCCGUCCUGGUCCCGCGGACCGGCGGCUCCGCCCGGUCCCCCGGCGGCCUGCCCCCCACCCCCCCUCCACAGGACGAGGAGCCCGCGGAGGACGGGUCCCUCAAGCCCAUCGUCAUCGACGGCAGCAAUGUGGCAAUGAGCCACGGAAACAAGGAAGUGUUCUCCUGCCAAGGGAUACAGCUGGCGGUGAACUACUUCCUGGACAGAGGUCACUCCGACAUCACCGUGUUUGUGCCCUCCUGGAGGAAGGAACAGCCCAGGCCAGAUGUACCUAUUACAGACCAGCACGUCCUGCGGGAGCUGGAGCGGAAGAAGAUCGUGGUCUUCACGCCGUCCCGCCGCGUCGGCGGGAAGCGCGUGGUCUGCUACGACGACCGCUUCAUCGUCAAGCUGGCGAACGAGUCCGGCGGCAUCAUCGUGUCCAACGACACGUACCGCGACCUGCAGAGCGAGCGGCCCGAGUGGAAGCGCUGCGUGGAGGAGCAGCUGCUCAUGUACUCCUUCGUCAACGACAAGUUCAUGCCCCCUGAUGACCCGUUGGGUCGGCACGGGCCCAGCCUGGAGAACUUCCUGAGGAAGAAGCCGCUCGCCCCAGAACACAAGCGCCCGCCGUGUCCCUACGGAAAGAAGUGCACGUACGGGAUUAAGUGUAAGUUCUACCACCAGGACCGCGCCCACCACUCCCAGCGUUCCCUGGCCGACGAGCUGCGGGCCAACGCCAAGCUCGCCACCCUCAAGGAGGACCGGAGGCCCUCCUCCUCCUCGCCCAAGAAGGCGGGGCAGGGGGAGUCCGCCCUGGCGCCGGCGUCCCCGUGCCUGUCCCUGGAGCAGGAGGUGGAGUUCCGGCUCAGUUUGGAGCAGCGCGGCUCGCCGCAGGGCUGCCACGUCAGCGAGAACGUGCUUCUGCACCGCGCCGGGGGCGGGGCCCACCACGGCCGGAGGCCCGCCCCCAAAAAGGGCCCGGCCGCCAAUCACCACGCCCCGGCCGGCGCUGACUCCGCCUACCUCAGCGGCUCCUCCCAGGAGCGUCUGGACUCGGGCCUGGGCUCCUACGAGAGCCACGGCGACCCCCACGCCGGGCCCUGCUCUUCCUCCUCCUCCUCCUCUUCCUCCUGCUCGUCCUGCAGGUCCCCGCAGCGCUACGUCCGCCCCGGCCACGGCCCGGAGAGGCAGAAUGGCCGCCAGCCCUGCAGCUGCUGCUCUCACCUGGCCCCGCCCACCUGCCCGCACCACUACGGUCAGGGCCCCGCCCCCUGCCAGCCUUGGUCCCCCACCGCCACGUUUGGGGGGCCCCUGUACCCGGCCACCGUCCCGCACCCCUACAGCCUCCCUGCGAGCUUCCCCCGGGUUCACCCGGGCCCCCGCAAGUACUGGUCCGACUCCUACCAGCCCGUCCCCCCGUCCCGCUCAGCCAACAGCCUCCCCGACCAUCUCAGGAUGCCCGCCCCCCCAGAGCACGGCCUCAUGGGAGUCUACGGAGGAGAGCAGCACCACUGGGGCCCCCCCGGCCCCCCCCACGACCCCUUCCAGGCUGAGAGAGAGGAGGUCCGAAAGAAGUUGCAGGCCAUCUUUCACCCCUGUCAGGUGGACAAGGUCAUGGGCAUGUUCCCCCACGUCCUGGACCCCCAGGCCCUCGCCGCCAAAAUCCUCACGCUGAAGUCCCAGGGUGGAGCGCUGUGAAGUGUUUACCCUCCCCCCCCCAGCCCUCUUGCCUCGUUUUGCCAUCUUACCCUCAGGUUGCUUGUUGGAACCUUUGGAGGAAGCGGCUCAUUUGCAUAAACGUUGCUUGCCAUUCUUGCCAUGCUUCAGUUGGAUGUUGUUGUUGUGGUUGUUGUUACUGGUGUUGCUAGGUGUGCCCUGUUCCAGAUAUCCCGUACCAGUCGUCUUUUCGGAUGUUUCUGGGGAGUGCGGCACGCAGUAGUUCCUUUUCUUUUUCUUCUUUUUUAAAUGCAAGCACGGGGAAGUCUUUGUGUUUGGAAAUACAGCCACCUUGUUUUUAGUAUAACAAUACAGGCUUCCAUUGCAUAUUUGUAUGCUGACUUUUUUUUCCAAUGCAAACUUGUCAAAUUUGAGGACUUCACCACAACUGUCAAUGCAUGAAAUUUAUCAUCUUGUGUGUGGUAUUUAAUUAAGCUUCGAACGAAAAGCCCUCUGGUCGUUUUUUUUUUGUUUGUUUUUUAAUCACUAUGUCAUUAUAGUGGGCCAAAUUAAUCUCAUCUCAGGAUUCUUGCAUUCGUGUUGUGACUUCGCAGUUUAGUCUCUGAAGGAAUUUUUCCGUAAACACGUGUUAGGCUGAUGCCUUUUAAUUUUAAGCAAGCUCAGUGGGAGAGAAACGGCCGCAGCUAUUUGUGAGCAGCCUGACUCCUGCUUGGGCAUGCAAACCAGUAUUUUGCAACUGGAAAUGACAUCUCAGUCCUCUGUUUUUUCGACGCCGAUGAUUGUGAAGCUCACCGCUGAAAUAUGCGUGGCACGAGCGAACAGAUGCGCGCGCGGACAGCAGGUGGUCCAGAGUGCGUGAGUGUCUCGCUCAGUCUGUUCGAAGGUGUGCGUUUUACGCAGAUUCCGGGUGGGCGGGCAAUGCGGAAACGGAGAUUAUUCCGUUUACAGAUGUUCUCUGUAUUCGCCUUUGGACUCUGCUGGCGUUAUUUUUGAGCGUACUGUAAUAGAACGUUCGGUUAAGACUCGCGGUUUGUUUUUUUCUGUAUAUAUAUAAAUAAGUCUUCAAAGUCCGGCUUUAAUGAACCUGAGACGCUGAGUCAAUAAAUCUCUAAAAGUAAUCUGACGCGUGAAUGUUAAAAUGGCUACCCCUGAUAAUUUUAUAUAUCAGUAAUUUCUUAGGACACGCUAUUAUCGUUAGAAUCAGCGCCGUAGUUGUUGCGAUCUGGCAUUAAGAAAACGCCCGUGUCUUUGGCUUUCCCAGUCCAGUGUCCAGUGUUACUUUUACUUUGUAAAGUAACAAAGUUUACUGAUGCCUCAGUGUUCAUCGAGCGCACGUUAGACUUUCGACAAGCACUUUAUGCGCCACAGCGUCCGUGUACAAUAACAUCGGAAAUGAAAAGUACAGGUACACCAUCGCUGGUGGCGCAGUGUAUCGCUGCAUCUUGCCAAUGUCAACGUCCAGUCAGUGCACUGAGGCGCUUAUAACUGUUGUUGAAAUCUGAUCUUGCUAAUCUCUUUGUAUUUUGGAAUGUGUGGGUAUUCACACCUGCUGUGUGAACGUUGUUUUUUUGCCUGUCACAUUUAAAAAAAAAAAAAAAAAAAAAAAUUUUUUUGGUUUAAGAGGCUUGUUUUGACAAGUUCCACAGCAGUGGAUUAUUGAUGCAUAUUGUAUCUUUGUGUAUGUACACUUUAUGUUCUAAAACAAAAGCCUUUUAAUAACCAAGAUGGCAAAAGAAAUAUAGUCCAGUUAUGGUGUAAAAAAAAAAAGAAUCUUUUGACCUUACUGUUGACCAGACCUUUGCCUUGUUUAUAGUGUUUCUGGAAAGCGAUGAAAUGUAAAAUUUUAAAACAGUUGGUAGCUGUGUACAGUUAGUACCACUGCCUCUCCAAACGUGUGAUGUCAUUAAGGCUGCGAUUUUAUCAGGGAUUCUGUGAAAUCAAUAGAUUCUUGUGAAAAUCCUCAAUUUUACACUUAUGUAGGAGUUUCUCAUGUAUGAGUUACUCAUUUCAAAGGGCAGGAAAAAAGUGAAGAUGCUUUUUUUUUUUACAGACUCUACCUUGGUUUGGGUUUGCCGCUGACAGGCUCUUACCGUGUGAACUGUGUACACUUAAUAGAAUCCAAUGCUGGUUAAAAAGCAACAGCAUAUUAUUACCCAAUAGCAAACCAGACGAGAGAAACUAGUCUCAGUGGCUGCAGGGAAUGUUUCAUGAAAGUGGCAAAGGAAUGAGGUUUGGUGCAGAUGACAUGUUCCUGAAGACAGCGAGCCAGAGGACGUAAUUGCAAACUCUGUGCUUGGUGCUUUGCAUAUAAGAGCUUGCCUGUCGGGUAGACAGCAGUCUUUCGCUCUGACACAGUCCUUGUUGGCUAAGAAAAACCUUGAUAUGGCAGCAGACGUGAAACAGGUAUUACUGGUUCAGAUUUUUUAAAUCAACCUGCCACCAUUUUUACCAUUUCUUCUAUUUUGCAUUUUGGAGAGUAUCCCAACAAGGAUAAACAUAUUGAGUGCCCAUUUCAAAGAUGACUUUCAGGUUGCCAUACACUGUUCACAGCAAACAGCAGACCCAAUCCAAUGUUAGAACCUGGUUUCUUAUAGCUAGUUUCUAAACCUUUCGUUCUGUCAUAAAAUAACCGUUCAUAUUGAGUGUGUACAUUUCCAUGAUGUCAUAACAUUGUCUGCUAGUUCCGUUGCAUUGCUAACUGCACUCUUCUUGUUUCUUGCCUGACAGUUUACACACACAAAACACUUUUUUAAAACCAUGGUAGCCCUGUGAUUGUUCUCUGGAUAAACCUCAGAGAGGAAAGAAUAGCUGUUCUGUGUGUACAGAAUUUCAUUCUUAAUAAAAGGUUUCUUGGCCUCUUCUGGAAAACUACAGUUAAAACUGUCUCCAUGGGCCACUGUCAUCAGAGCCACGCCCACUGUCCCCAAGGCCUCGCCCACUGUCCCCAGGGCCACGCCCACUGUCCCCAGGGCCACGUCUGCUUUCCCAGAAGCCCUCUGAAGAAUGCCGAUAAGACUCACGACCCAGCAUUCUCCAGAAGAGUGCCGUUUUAUCCAAAGGG
Molecule: messenger RNA, 5488 nt
Organism: Anguilla anguilla (European eel)
Lineage: Eukaryota; Metazoa; Chordata; Actinopteri; Anguilliformes; Anguillidae
Gene: zc3h12aa
Product: ribonuclease ZC3H12A
Biological process (GO): 3'-UTR-mediated mRNA destabilization; nuclear-transcribed mRNA catabolic process, RNase MRP-dependent
Cellular component (GO): cytoplasmic ribonucleoprotein granule; nucleus
Molecular function (GO): mRNA binding; RNA endonuclease activity
Source: RefSeq, a predicted model, not a curated record